Messenger RNA from Aspergillus nidulans FGSC A4, 2070 nucleotides. It is a transcript of the gene pps1, whose product is annotated as tyrosine/serine/threonine protein phosphatase PPS1. The transcript has 5 exons. The record is from RefSeq and is a predicted model, not a curated record. Lineage: Eukaryota; Fungi; Ascomycota; Eurotiomycetes; Eurotiales; Aspergillaceae. The coding region runs from base 1 to 2070 and encodes 689 amino acids. Gene Ontology annotation, molecular function: protein tyrosine phosphatase activity; protein tyrosine/serine/threonine phosphatase activity; catalytic activity, acting on a protein. Gene Ontology annotation, biological process: nuclear DNA replication. Gene Ontology annotation, cellular component: nucleus.
AUGGCAACCGUUGUGGUGCAGCAACCGCUACGCCACACCACUCCUCCGCCUGGAACUGUCGCCCCGGCUUUGACCCUCAAUAGAACCUCUUCUCCUGUGCCAAAUAAACAUAUCCCCGUGUGUCCUACCGGGCCGUCGCCCGUUUCUUCACGAACUAGCUCGCCUGCUCCAAAGGAUGAUGUCGUCCUCCCGACGUCUUCGCCUCUUCACCCCCCCGAUGCUUUCCCCAAGAUCUCAGAGUCGCCCCUUUUAUACUCGAUAGAAAUUGAAAUACUGGUGGCUGCUGUCGAUCACUGUUCUUCGCAGCCGCUGCCAGAUCCAAAUCUGAUGUUCCCUUGGCUGCAUGGACUGCAUCCUGAGAACCACCUACAGGUCGGGUUCUUCACCAACCGACGGCGUUCUCUUCGCCGAACACCGAAGUGUUGGAGAGGCCUUACAAUUGUCAAAGUAGGCGGCGAUUUAUCGACAUCGAGGCUGAAAGGCGCCAUUACUCCUGACGCGAUUCUCGCUCCGUCAGGAUUGGAAUUCCUCGCCACUGACCCACGGGAAGGGUUCUCAGUGCGCAAUUUCCAGAUCCAGACAGCAAAGGUGGCUCCGCUGUCCGAUAUUGUUGUUUACGGCGAGGAUGGCGUGACCGCGAAGCAGCUUCUCGAAGUCGCAAGCAGGAUCGCAACUGCACAGCAUCACUGGAGACUCAAGCAUGACCAUGAGCAGACCUUGCCGUCAUAUAAUACAUUUGUUGUCUCCUGCCCAUUUUCAGAUAUCGAACGCAGAGCUCCUAAUUUGGUAGCGGUUAACUCUAGCGGCCAACUCACUAAUCAGGUUGUGGAUCUUUGUGAGUCUACUGAAUGCUGUGCGAGAAUUCGGUCUAACAAGCGUCUAGUCCAGUUAGAACGAUUGGAGAUGUGUACCAUGUCGCGGGCGACUGAGUUUGCACACAACGUUUGGCAAGGUCCUACGCCGGAUUAUCUCCUACAAGCCGGUGCCUCCGGUACUCCCUCUGCUGACGCAUUUGACCUGAUGAUUGACGCAAACGAUCUUGCUGGGAUCCCUGGCCCUCGCUACUUAGCGAACCUCGCUAAGCGUCUCGCGAAAGAGCCUCAACGAAUGGAGUUCCCCUCCUCCGGCUCCCUUCUGACUCCAUCCGGAGAGAGUAGAGAUCUUGACGACUUGAUUAAUACACUUCGGUGGAUCUACUACCUCGCGAACCCUGAGGUUGUAGAAACGGAUGCUGAGGGUGACGUCUCCAUGGACAUCCCUCCCAGGAAGACACGGAGGAUCCUAAUCCAUUGCCCAGAUGGGUAUACCGAAAGCUCCUUACUAGUUAUCGCCUACACUAUGUUUGCCGAAGGCAUUUCUGCGAGCGAAGCUUGGCUUAGGCUUCACAGGGAAAAGAAGCGGAAUUUCUUCGCCUACCCUUCCGACGUCGCAUAUCUAAAGAAUGUUCAAGAGCGAAUACUUCAAGAAAGCCCCGCGAAUCCUCCAACAUACCGCGUGUCAGAUCCGCAAUGGUUCAAAUACUGCGACGGUUCUUUGCCAAGUCGAAUCUUGCCAUAUAUGUACCUCGGAAAUCUGUCACAUGCCAAUAACCCGGAAAUGCUCUGGGAGCUUGGUAUCAGGCGUGUUCUCAGCAUCGGUGAAGCUGUAACGUGGAGUGACUCGGACAUCGCAAGAAUGGGUGCUGAAAAUCUGAUGCAUAUUACCAAAGUGCAGGACAAUGGCAUUGAUCCUUUGACACAGGAGUUUGACCGCUGUCUUGAGUUCAUCCGUAAAGGAAAGUCGGACGGAGCGGCCACCCUCGUUCACUGCCGGGUGGGUGUCUCACGCUCAGCAACAAUAUGUAUCGCGGAGGUCAUGGCGUCCCUCAAUUUAUCUUUUCCACGGGCAUAUUGUUACGUCCGUGCAAGAAGACUCAAUGUUAUUAUUCAACCACACCUACGAUUUGUAUACGAGUUGCUAAAGUGGGAAGAACUUCAACAAAAGAAAAACAAACAGCCAGUGAAGAGAGAACUUGAAUGGGCAACUGUAGCUCGCGAGAUCGCCCUCAUGAACAAGCCUUAUUCGAGAUAA